AUGGGUUACAUUCGUGGGCUGAUAAAUCUUUCCAAAAGAACGUUGCUAAAGCUCUUUCGAAAUGGAUUACAAAUAUUUGCACUCCUAUUGAUGACUCAGGCUCAAUGGCUGAAUUGGGUUAUCUACAAGCUAUCGCCAUCCAGGCUGGGUCAAGUUCAACUUGUACUGUAUGUAUUGAUGGUAUUUACUUAUGUAUAUGCAAACAUAACACCUCCUGGAACCCCAGUGACUGCUUUGUUUGAGCCGAAAACGAGUAACCAAUAUAUGAAGCGAAAAGAUGGGAUGCCUCGUUAUUGUGGCAAAUGCAUGCAGUACAAGGCUGACCGAACUCAUCAUUGUUCGCGUUGCGAUUCUUGUGUGCUACGCAUGGAUCACCAUUGUCUCUGGUUUCGUAAUUGUAUUGGGUUUCAAAACCAUAAGCUUUUCUACCUCGUGUGCUUGUAUUUGACAACGUAUGCUCUUACAAGUGUAUACAGUACAUUUAUGGCCAUAACAAAGCAUUUUACUGCAGCAAAUGGAACCAUAAGCUCUGUCUAUUUAGUGUUUUGGGGUUCUCUGUUUGCAUUCGCGUUUGGCCUUAGUAUUGUGAUGGUUGCGUUUACAGUCUAUCAUACUUUCCUUCUUUUUCAGAACAUUACUACCCUGGAGUCUAUGAAAUCUAGUUGGUCGAAAUAUGCCAAGUCAACACAGCCAUUUAACGUUGGUCUGUAUAAUAAUUGGUGUCAGGUGAUGGGAUCGGCACCAUGGUUCUGGUUUCUCCCAGUAAAAAAUUCGAUAGGAAACGGCACUGUUUAUCCCAUCAACCAGAACGCACUUCCAUACAUCCCCUCUUCAGAAGAAAAAUUAGAAACAUCCUUCGAAAAAACUCCAGCGCCAAUUGGUUAUAGAGAGACCGAAUGGGCUAGUGAUGAGGAAGAAUUUGCAAUGAAGAGUCGUCGCUGGAAUCCUCACCUUGGCCAGUUUGAGUGGCUUGAUGAUCUAGUUUGA
This is a messenger RNA of Schizosaccharomyces osmophilus, 987 nucleotides long. RefSeq names its product palmitoyltransferase Pfa3 (gene pfa3). Gene Ontology annotation, molecular function: protein-cysteine S-palmitoyltransferase activity. Bases 1 to 987 code for a protein of 328 amino acids. The record is from RefSeq and is a predicted model, not a curated record. Gene Ontology annotation, biological process: peptidyl-L-cysteine S-palmitoylation; protein targeting to membrane. Gene Ontology annotation, cellular component: Golgi apparatus; endoplasmic reticulum. The transcript is spliced from 2 exons. NCBI's taxonomy places the organism in Eukaryota, Fungi, Ascomycota, Schizosaccharomycetes, Schizosaccharomycetales, Schizosaccharomycetaceae.